Molecule: messenger RNA, 2946 nt
Organism: Calliphora vicina (urban bluebottle blowfly)
Lineage: Eukaryota; Metazoa; Arthropoda; Insecta; Diptera; Calliphoridae
Gene: Ctf4
Product: Chromosome transmission fidelity 4
Exons: 1
Coding region: 117-2864 (915 amino acids)
Biological process (GO): DNA repair; mitotic cell cycle; DNA-templated DNA replication
Cellular component (GO): nuclear replication fork
Molecular function (GO): chromatin binding; protein binding
Source: RefSeq, a predicted model, not a curated record
GAUGAUGCAAAAUGUCAAAACUGAGCGCCAAAAUUGUUUACACUUCCAUAUAAUAAUUGCAAAAAGAAAAAAUUUAUCGAACUCUUGGAAAACAUUGAAAUAAUUAAAAAGUUAAAAUGUACGAACGUAGUUCUUUGCGUUAUGCUCAUACUACGGGCUUUACAAGUUUAAUUUAUACGGAUAAUGGAGAAUUUAUAUUGACAUGUGGUUCCGAUGGUGAUAUUCGUAAAUGGCGUGGCAUUGAUGAUGAUGACCCUUCAUCAAACUGUUUGGGAGAAUACAUUGUGUGUUUGGCUCAAAAAGGAGACAAGUUGUUGGCGUCUACAGAUCGCAAUACGGUACAGGCUUACACUUUCCCAGAUAUGGACAUCGAUGGUACAUUAAUGCGAUUUACGGCGCCAGUUGUAGCUAUAAAGGUGAGAGAAGAUUGUGUGGCGGCUGGUUCCGAAGAUACCAAAAUAAAAGUAAAAAAUGGAGACCUUGAACCGAUUGAAUUAGAAGGACACAAAGGUCCAGUGCUGGCAUUGGAUAUACAUCCAAAAUUAUUGUUCUUGGCUUCUGUUGGUGGCGAAGGCGUUCUCAAAAUCUGGGAUCUUAAAGAAUCAAAAGAAUUAAAAACAAUUACUGGUUUAACUAAAAGCAACAGUUUUGAAAACGCAAAAUUUUUUGGUAGCCCAUGUUUUGAGCCAAGCAAUGGCAACAGUCUCGUGUAUGUUAGUGGUAAAGAAGUUUGUGUAUUGAGUACAUCUACGUGGGAAAUGCUAUACUCCCUCACAGACGAGAAAAUUAAGGGAGAGUAUACAUGUUGUCAAUUUUCUAUGGACGGUUCGUUCUUAGCAGCUGCUACUGAUAAGGGAGAGAUUUCCAUAUUUGACUUCAACAGCAGACAGGUUAAAAAAUGUGAAGCUCCGUCUAGCGAAUGUCAAAGUAUAACAUGUUUGGCUUGGAAUAGCAAAAGUAAUGGUGAAAUAGCAUACUCUGAUGCUUCAGGUCAAUUAGGUGUAUUGUUUUCUACGGACGAUGCUCCAGAUGAGGAAAACCUGGAAGGAGAUACUAACGAUAUCGACAAUGUUUUUGGAGAAAUGGAUUUCGCUGAAGAUGACUCCAAAAGCAGUGAUAAGAGAAACCUAGGCAAUGAUGAUAAUAUCGACAAUGACGGAGAUGACGACGAUGCUGUAUCUAUAGAGAAAUUAAAAAGUAAAAUUAUGUCUUAUGCUAACGGAGAUAUACCAUGCGAUGAUGAGACCAGAGAUUCUAUUGAAAGAGCACGUUCAGAAAGUCCAUCAAUAUCAGGGGCAGCCUACAGUAAAUCAUUUAAACAACAAGUGACUUUUCAGCCCAGUUCAACUCCCGUCCACUUGGAACAUCGCUAUUUAGUAUGGAACACUAUUGGUAUAGUAACAUUGCACGCCGAUGGAUCAGAUGGAGCUAUAGAUGUUGAAUUUCACGAUGCCAGUGUACAUCAUUCCUUGCAUAUUCCAAAUCAUAAUAACCAUAAUAUGGCAAGUCUGAGCUCCUCAGUUUUGGCUAUGGCAUCAGAAACUUCAUCAAAAAUAGUGUGCAUAGCUUUAUCGGAUUCUGGAAACCGAGAGUGGUCCGUGCAAUUGCCGGAUUGUGAGAGUGUGGAAGCUAUAUGUGCAACAUCAAAAAUGGUGGCUGCAAUUUCAAAUUUGCAAUACCUGAGAAUUUUUACAGUGAUGGGAACGCAAAGAGAAAUUAUUUCGGUACCAGGACCGGUAGUAUGUGUGGCAGGAUAUGAAGAUCGUAUUUUAGUUUGCUACCACAGUGCUCCAUCGAGCGAGAAGCAGCAAAAUAUACACGGAAUGUUAUUGCAAUCAACAAGCUUAAAAAUAAAGUGCCAAAACAUAACAAUACCUCUGACGCCGGAGAGGCAAUUGGCUUGGCUGGGCUUUUCUGAUUGCGGUUCCCCAGUUUUUUAUGAUUCAAUGGGUUUGGUACAGUUGUUUAAUCUCAAAUCUAAUUGUUGGUACCCAGUUUGCGACACAAUGAAGCAAUCUUCAAGUGUCUCAAACAAUUAUUUUAUGAUUUCUCUUUCAGAGAGGUCGCAAAUUCUUCAAGCCGUACUAUGCCGCGGUACUUCAUAUCCUAUGACUACUCCUCGUCCAAUGAUACAGGAAUUGCCAUUGCAGCUGCCUCUUUGUGAUGUAGAAAGUGAAAAGUCUUCUCUAGAAGAUUCUUUGUUACGUGCAACCAUAAUGUCAAUGGAUAACGCCGAAAAAACUGUUAAGGAGACGGCUAUAAAAUUAUUUGCUCUGGCCUGUCGCAGUGAAAUUGAAAUACGUGCAAAAGAACUAAUAGAAACCAUAGCUUGUACAGAUCUGCUAAUGCUGGCUGUAAAAUAUGCGACAAAAUUAGGUAGAAUUCACUUAUCCGAUAAACUGUUGGAUCUGAUGCCACAAUUGGAAGAAGAGCAACAAGCAAGAGAACAUGAAGAACAAUUAGUUGAGCAAUCACUACCAGCAUCACCUCUCAUCUUGUUAAAAGCCUAUCAAAAUGGCUCCAUAGCGAAUUCCAAAAAAAUAGCACCUAAGUUAAUGGAUUUGGGUUCAGCAAAAAAAACUACUUUGAAAAGGUUUUCAUAUAACAAUUCACCAUCAAUAUCCUUGUUUAAAAAAUCUGCAAACGAACAAUUGUUGCCAACUUCAUCAGAAACAUCCCAAGAGAAUGUUUGUACUUCUGAAUUAGAUUCUCAAUUAUCAAAAAUAUCAUCGAAGGAUGAUGAAUCUACUAUAAAACGGACACCUUUAAAUUCCGCAAAUCCGUUUGCUUCUAAACGCAAAAUUUCAGAUGUUGAUAAAACCAUAUUAAUGGGUUCUGACAAAUUGAAAAUCGCUAAAAAAUGAAACGUUUCGCUAAAAUUUUAAGAUUAAUAUUAAGAAUUGUAUGUAUUAAAAUAAAGAAAUCAACGCUUUUAUUCAAUUCAAA